AAAUUUUAUUUCUUCUUCUAUCUAUCCCCAGUCUCUGCGAGUCUUGUUUAGUUUUCAGGUUCUCUCUCUAAUCUGUCUCAUUACCCUUCUCUCUCUAGAAAAAAGACAACCAUGGUGGAAUAACAAUCUAAUCUAAUCUAUCUAAUGACAAAAAAAUCGUCUUCAUAGUUAACUUAUAAAAAAAAUUGCAGCUUUGUGUUCCUAACGGUGUGUUUGGAUGUUCCUCCAGUGAUGAAUCCAAAGUCUUGUCUUUCACACCUUCCUUUUCUCCCAUCACACAAGUCUUUCAUGGAGAUUUGAAGAAUCUAGGGUUUCACGAAGUUCCAGCCGAAGGUCAUCUCUUUCUAUAACCAUUGAUUCUCUUUCAUGUCUUGUUUUGCUGAUUCCCUUCUGAAUCUGAACUUUAAACUGCUGUCCUGCUUCAAAGAUGCCACUUUUGCUGAGUUGAAGUUCUUGAGUUUGUUUGAAGAACACAACAAACUGAGAUUCUUUGGUUUGUUGUGUUGAAGAUGUGCUUUAGUCACUUUUGUGUUGAUUUUUUCAUGGAUUAUGGAAGAUGUAAUGAUGGGUUGUUUAGAUUUUAGGAAUUAGGGAUUGUUUAGUUUUCUCUUUUUCUUUUUUUAUAUAUAUUUAUCUGUUCUUUCUGGGAAUUACUUGAAGAUGGAGGAAAUUGAGGAAGCAAACAGGGAAGCGGUUGAGAGUUGCCAUAGGGUGAUUAGUUUGUUAUCUCAUUCUAAUACUGAUCAGAGUUCAUAUGGGAAAUUAAGUGUAGAAACUGGGGAGGCUGUUCAUAAGUUCAAAAAAGUUGUCUCUAAGCUGAAUUCUACCUUGGGUCAUGCUAGGGUUAGAAAAGUCAAGAAAAUCCAAACCCAUUUACCUCCUAACAUUCUUCUCGAAAACCCGCUUCUCUGGAGACCCCACCAUGACCACCCUCAAUCAGCUUUGCAGCUUCUUCCAGCCAUUCCCAUGGAUAACCAGAACCAGGAUAGGAGUUGUACUCUCACAUUGAGAAGUCCUUCGUAUGACUUGAAUGGAAAGGCCCCGAUUCAGCCACCCCACCACCAUUACCACACCCAAGCACCCAUGGCAAAUUAUAACUUCCUCCAACAGAAACUAGUUCCGGUUUACCGGCGGAGCAAUAGUGGAAUCAGUCUUAAUUUUGAUAGCUCCACUUGCACUUCAAAUCGGUCGUUUAUGUCUUCACUAAGUAUUGACGGGAGCAUUGCGAAUAUUGACGGAAACGGCUUUCAUUUGAUCGGGGGGUCGCGCUCUGCUGACCUCAGUGCGUAUCAGCAACAAAACAAGAAAAAGUGUUCCGGCGGGAGGGGUGAAGAUGGAAGUACCAAAUGUGGAAGCAGUAGUAGGUGCCAUUGUUCUAAGAAGAGGUCUGUUGUAUUAUAUUAUUAUUUUCUGCUGUUUUUUAUAUUCUUUUCUUCACGUUACUCACAAAUGGUAUUGUUUUGGGACAGGAAACAUAGGGUGAAAAGGUCAAUUAAAGUUCCUGCUAUUAGUAACAAGUUAGCUGAUAUUCCUCAGGAUGAAUAUUCUUGGAGGAAGUAUGGGCAAAAACCUAUCAAAGGUUCUCCUCACCCAAGGGGAUACUAUAAGUGCAGUAGCAUGAGAGGCUGCCC
Molecule: messenger RNA, 1631 nt
Organism: Cuscuta epithymum
Lineage: Eukaryota; Viridiplantae; Streptophyta; Magnoliopsida; Solanales; Convolvulaceae
Source: the annotation of a GenBank genome assembly